CGCAUAUCGAGCAUUGACUGUAAUGUUUAUACAGUCCAAAUUGUUGGAACCGGCAGAAAAAUUCAAAAUUUUCUGAAAUUUCAUAAAAAUGCCUGAAUUUGAAGUUAACGAAACAAUUCCAUUCGAGGAAUCAUGGCUCGAAAAUGUUCAUGUAAAUCUUCGUGGCCUUGAAGCAUCUGUAAAAUUGAUAGUAUCAUCAUGCGAAGUCACUUCCGAUGCCAAUAAAGUUGGAUUUGCUUUAAAGGCCCUGACAUUGACAGAUUUAACAACAUUAGCCGGUGAUGAUUGUACAUCAAAUGUCGAUAGACUGUGUAUUCGUGCUUGCUAUCCAUUUUAUAAACAUUCCAUUACUAAUGAUUCUAACGAGUUCUUGAAAAAACUUCAUGUCGCUGCUGUCUGUGUCUAUCCAACAAAGGUCAAAGAUGCUUAUGACACGUUAAAGAGAUUAAAUAUGCUGGAUAAAAUUCAGAUUGCAUCAGUCGCUACUGGUUUUCCAACAGGCUUAUAUCCCUUGCAAUCUCGUCUCGACGAAAUCACUUAUGCAAUAAACAGCGGUGCAACAGAAAUUGACAUUGUCAUCGACCGAAGUCUCGUAUUAACACAUCAAUGGAAGAAACUCUACGAGGAAGUCGUUGAAAUGCGUAAAGCUUGCGGAAAUCGUGCACAUUUGAAAGCAAUAUUAGGAAUUGGAGAAUGUGGAACGAUGGAUAAUGUUUACAAAGCCUCAAUGAUAUGUAUGAUGGGCGGUGCUGAUUUCAUUAAAACAAGUACAGGAAAGGAAAGUGUUAAUGCUAAUUUAAAUGUCGGAUUGUGCAUGAUUCGUGCUAUAGAAGAAUUUUAUCGUAAAACUGGAAAGAAAAUUGGAUUGAAGCCCGCUGGUGGAGUACGUACGGUUGAUGAUUCCAUUCAAUGGCUGAUUAUGAUAAAAGAGACAUUGGGUAUGGAAUAUUUGGAUCCACAUUUGUUCCGUUUUGGAGCCUCUGGAUUACUUGAUGAUAUUGAAAAAUUCGUAUUAAGUAAGUGUUGAAAAAGAUUCGAUUUUAUUUAACGAAAAUAAUACAUUCCGAAUUAAGGUACGGAAGCUUUGGAAAGUCUUAAAGCUAUUUAAAAAAUAUCACAAACAAGUUUUAUUUUAAAAAA
Chironomus riparius is the source of this 1140-nucleotide messenger RNA. NCBI's taxonomy places the organism in Eukaryota, Metazoa, Arthropoda, Insecta, Diptera, Chironomidae. The record is from the annotation of a GenBank genome assembly.